Molecule: messenger RNA, 727 nt
Organism: Ambispora leptoticha
Lineage: Eukaryota; Fungi; Glomeromycota; Glomeromycetes; Archaeosporales; Ambisporaceae
Source: the annotation of a GenBank genome assembly
AUGCCUCUAACUGAACAGCUAAAACUAAUACUAGAAAACCGUAAAAAACGGUCGCUAAUUCGUUCACUGACCGUACCCGCCCCAAACAGCGUCGACUUCUCUUCGAAUGACUUUCUUGGACUUUCGCGUAAUGCAACACUACAUAACGAUUUCGUGACACAGCUCCUAAAUUUCCCACAACCACCACUUGGUUCAACUGGUUCACGUCUUCUGGACGGAAAUUCUUCUUUUGCUGAGUCACUUGAUAAGUUCCUUGCCGAUUUCCACCACGCCGAAAGCGCCUUGAUAUUUACUUCGGGGUUUGACGCAAACGUCGGUUUCUUUAGUAGUGUUCCACAACCGGGAGACGCGAUUAUUCUCGACCAGUUCGUGCAUGCUAGUGUGCACGACGGCGUGAGAAAUUCUCGUGCGAAAGUUGUGCUGAAAUUUUUGCAUAAUGACUUGGAGGAUUUGACGCGACAACUGGAUAAGGCUGUGCAAACUAUCGGUAGCGAAAAGAAUAUUUUCGUCGCGGUGGAGAGUUUGUACUCGAUGGAGGGUGAUAUCGCGCCUCUACGAGAAAUAGUUGAAAUACUGAAAUCGUAUAAUGCUUAUUUGAUGGUGGAUGAGGCUCACGCGACUGGAGUAUACGGUGAGCAAGGACGUGGAAUAGUCUGUGAACUCGGUUUAGAAGACAAGAUAUUUGCGCGCUUGCACACAUUUGGAAAAGCAUUGGCAUCAAAUGGAG